Molecule: messenger RNA, 2505 nt
Organism: Pseudozyma hubeiensis SY62
Lineage: Eukaryota; Fungi; Basidiomycota; Ustilaginomycetes; Ustilaginales; Ustilaginaceae
Exons: 1
Coding region: 1-2505 (834 amino acids)
Biological process (GO): protein peptidyl-prolyl isomerization; protein folding
Molecular function (GO): protein binding; peptidyl-prolyl cis-trans isomerase activity
Source: RefSeq, a predicted model, not a curated record
AUGUCCGCAGCAGCAUCUUCGAAUGCGUCAGGCUCUGGAGCGUCUUCGCAUUCUUCCACGCCUGGCCCAAAUAUGCCAGGGCAAGAGCCAUCUAACUCGCGCCACCCACCAACCCAGAAAAGGCGGCGAUCACAGUCCUUCGACACGGACGAUUUGGACUCUGAUUCCACAGGAGAAGACACUCUUGGUCCUCAGCUCGCGCCACCAAUAGGCGAUGAAGGGACGAGUGACGACGAUGAAGAUGUUGGACCACCGCCACCUCCUACUGCAGAAUCAGCCUCUGCUUCUCUCGAUGGUCCCAGAACCAAAAGGGUCAACGAUCCCGGCCCAGACACCUUGCAACCGGCACAGAAGAAGAGAAGGGCAACCACUCUUGCACACCAGGCAACGUAUCUCGCGGCGUUGCCGUCCUCUGAUCGCUACUUCAAGUCGCUGAUGCAUCGGGACACGGUCAACUCGGUCACUGUUACUCCGCGCUCCAACUUUGUCAUCACCACCAGCGUCGACGGAUGGGUCAAGUUCUGGAAAAAGUCCUCGCUUGCCCCUUCGGCUACUGCGGCUUCAAUGUCAUCUAGACCCAGCAACGGCGUUCCGUCAGCGUCUACGCUCUUCAGCGGAUCCUCUGUGGUGGAAUUCGUCAAGCAAUACCGUGCCCAUCUUGCUCCCAUCAUCGCCUGGAGCUGCUCGGCCGAUGGUGCAUCCUACGCAACACUCGACGCUGAGGCCAACGUCAAGAUAUUUGAUGUGGACAACUUCGAUAUGAUCAACAUGAUCAAAUUGCCUUACAAGGCACGUACCUUGGCGUGGGUUCAUCGUCCGGGCAAUGCGCGUACACUGCUCGCGAUAACAGACGAAAGCUCGAGCCAGAUUCGCAUCUACGAUGGCAGAAGCGCUCCGUCUCAGGCUAACAAUAACGGCGCGGACGACUCGAAGCAGGACGACUCCGCCUCUUCAAUGACGCCCUUCGGCUCUACCAGCACAACUCAUCAACCGAUCCUUACAGUGUCCAAGGUGCACCGUGCUCCCGUCCACAUCCUUGCCUUCAACGCGCAUCACAACGUUGUUGUUUCGUGCGACGUCACUGGCUUUGUCGAGUAUUGGACUCCGGAGGAGCCUUUCUCGAUCCCUUCGUCAAACAGAAUCGCUGGCAUUUUCGAGUUCAAGUCGGCAACGGAUCUGUUCGAGUUCAAGAAGACCAAAACGGUUCCGACAACCCUCACGUUCUCGAGAGAUGGCGAGAAAUUUGCCGUAUUUUCCAUCUUGGAUCGUCAAAUUCGUAUCUUCGACUUCCGCUCGGCAAAGGUCGUUCGACGGUAUGACGAGAGCCUCGAAGCUGUCCAAGCUCUUCAAGCUUUGCCGCCGCCAGAGGAUGCUCCUGGCACGCCGCUCGGUGAGCAGGAGGCAACAAGCAUGACCGUCGAUGCCUCGCAGCCUCGAGUCAAUUUCAAGGUGGAUCAGAUGGACUUCGGACGCAGGAUCGCAUUGGAGCGAGAGAUCUCGGCGUCGAGCGCCUCAGGCCCGCUCUCAGGACUCGCUAACGCCUCUUCUGCUGCGCUGUGGAAUGUGUUGUUCGACGAUUCGGGACAUUUCAUCAUCUAUGCAUCCCUCCAAGGGAUCAAAUUCGUCAACUUGGUAACCGAUCACUGCGUCCGUCUGCUGGGAAAGGACGAGAGCGUUCGCUUCAUGCAUCUUGCCCUGUUCCAAGGCGCACCGGACAAAAAGGUGAGCUCCCUCGCAGCGGCCGCCUCCGAGAAUCCUCUGCUUGCAAAGCAGGGCUUGGUGGACCCAACCUUGUUCGCCACUGCUCACGGACGCGCGCGGUUCUACAUGUUCACAAGAGUCGACCCGGAUGCGAUGAGUGCACCAUCCACAGACGGAGCAUCGGGUAGCGGUGCCAGCGAGAACCGCGAUGUCUUCAACGAACGUCCGACUCGCGAAGAGCAGACCAUCGCCUCGGCCACAGCCCUGACUGGCAAUGGUCGCGGCCGCUUCAGUGCCGCAACCGGAGACAAGAAUUCGUCAGGAGCCGGAUCGAAACACACUUCGGCUACACUACACACCACCCACGGCGAUAUCCACCUGACGCUCUUCAAUGAGCUUGUGCCCAAGACGUGCAAGAACUUCGUCGGGCUUGCCAAGAAAGGAUACUACGACAACGUCAUCUUUCAUCGCAUCAUCAAAAAGUUUAUGUUGCAGACCGGCGACCCUCUCGGCGACGGAACGGGUGGCGAGAGCUUGUGGGGCGGCAACUUUGAAGAUGAGUUUCACCCGAGCCUCAAUCACUCAAAUCCUUUCACGCUAAGCAUGGCCAAUGCAGGACCAAACACGAACGGAAGCCAGUUCUUCAUCACCACGGUUCCGACGCCGUGGCUGGACCGUAAGCAUACCGUCUUCGGCAAAGUGGAUGGAGGCGUCGAUGUGGUGAAGCGCAUCGAAGAGGUCAAAGUGGAUAGCAACGACAAGCCCCGACAGGAUGUGCGCAUCAUCAACGUCAGCCUUCGCUGA